AUGGCGUUUUUGGUUCGUUAUACAAGUGGCUUAGUUUGCGCUGCGGUUACCCCUGACAUUGCGCGUCGUGCCGGUUUGCCUCAAAUGGUAACCAAGAACACCGAUCCAAAGGGAACUGCCUACACGGUGUCGGUUGAUGCUAACGAACCUUCGAUUACAACCGGUAUAUCAGCGCAGGAUCGGGCCAUGACAUGCCGUGCCCUUGCAUCUGUCUCUGUCCACACAGAUGACUUCCGCAGGCCCGGUCACAUUAUGCCUCUCCAGGCUCGAGAAGGCGGCGUGCGUGAGAGGAUGGGCCAUACGGAAGCUGCUAUUGAAUUCUGCCAUCUGGCAGGGAAGCAGCCCGUGGGCAUCCUGGCAGAAUUGGUCAAUGACGGAGAGUGUAUUGAAGGCGAGCCAAAUAUCCAGGAUAGUGGUAUGAUGAGGAGAGAUGAAUGUCUCGAGUUUGGAAAGAGAUGGGGCAUCACCGUGUGCACCAUUCAAGACCUGGUCGCGUAUCUCAACGAAGGGGGUACCGGUGACAUUCAGUAG
Messenger RNA from Aspergillus bombycis, 531 nucleotides. RefSeq names its product 3,4-dihydroxy-2-butanone-4-phosphate synthase. Gene Ontology annotation, molecular function: 3,4-dihydroxy-2-butanone-4-phosphate synthase activity. NCBI's taxonomy places the organism in Eukaryota, Fungi, Ascomycota, Eurotiomycetes, Eurotiales, Aspergillaceae. The coding region runs from base 1 to 531 and encodes 176 amino acids. Gene Ontology annotation, biological process: aerobic respiration; riboflavin biosynthetic process. The transcript has 2 exons. The record is from RefSeq and is a predicted model, not a curated record. Gene Ontology annotation, cellular component: cytosol; mitochondrial intermembrane space.